Molecule: messenger RNA, 5600 nt
Organism: Ailuropoda melanoleuca (giant panda)
Lineage: Eukaryota; Metazoa; Chordata; Mammalia; Carnivora; Ursidae
Gene: CELF2
Product: CUGBP Elav-like family member 2
Exons: 13
Coding region: 297-1781 (494 amino acids)
Cellular component (GO): ribonucleoprotein complex
Molecular function (GO): RNA binding
Source: RefSeq, a predicted model, not a curated record
GGCUUUGCGGAGGGGCAGAAUCCAGCAGAAAUCCAGCCCUGCCCUUCUUUGCACACGAGAGCCAGUGUGGGGCUGAUCGCGCUGCGGAUGCGUUGGUGGCAGCCUUGCAGAGCGAGACCUGCACUUAACUUGCAGCUGCCUCCCGAGCCGGGCUUCAAGAUGUCCACGCCCCGGGUGACAGGCGGCGGGGCGCUGCCCUGUGCUCGGGCGGCGAUGCUGAACAGCAGCCUGCACUGAGAGCCCGCAGCCGCUGCCGCCGCCGCCGAACAACCUAAUGUAACGGCACGGCCAACAAGAUGAACGGCGCUUUGGAUCACUCAGACCAACCAGACCCAGAUGCCAUUAAGAUGUUUGUCGGACAGAUCCCCCGGUCCUGGUCGGAAAAGGAGCUGAAAGAACUUUUUGAGCCUUACGGAGCCGUCUACCAGAUCAACGUCCUCCGGGACCGGAGUCAGAACCCUCCCCAGAGUAAAGGUUGUUGUUUCGUAACAUUUUAUACAAGAAAAGCUGCACUUGAGGCCCAGAAUGCACUGCACAAUAUUAAAACUUUACCUGGGAUGCAUCAUCCCAUUCAGAUGAAGCCUGCAGAUAGUGAAAAGUCAAACGCUGUUGAAGACCGAAAAUUGUUCAUAGGAAUGGUUUCGAAGAAAUGUAAUGAGAAUGAUAUCAGGGUGAUGUUUUCUCCAUUUGGCCAGAUAGAAGAAUGCCGGAUUCUCCGGGGACCCGACGGGCUGAGUCGAGGCUGUGCGUUUGUCACAUUUUCUACAAGGGCAAUGGCACAGAAUGCAAUCAAAGCCAUGCAUCAGUCUCAGACCAUGGAGGGCUGCUCUUCACCCAUCGUAGUGAAGUUCGCGGACACUCAGAAGGACAAAGAGCAAAGGCGCCUCCAGCAGCAGCUGGCCCAGCAGAUGCAGCAGCUCAACACUGCCACCUGGGGGAACCUGACGGGUCUGGGCGGACUCACCCCGCAGUACCUAGCGCUUCUGCAGCAAGCCACCUCCUCCAGCAACCUGGGUGCGUUCAGUGGCAUUCAGCAGAUGGCUGGCAUGAAUGCUCUGCAGUUACAGAACCUGGCAACGCUGGCGGCAGCCGCAGCCGCGGCCCAGACCUCAGCCACCACCACCAAUGCAAACCCUCUGUCCACCACGAGCAGCGCCCUCGGAGCCCUCACCAGUCCCGUGGCUGCUUCGACCCCCAACUCCACUGCCGGUGCAGCCAUGAACUCUCUGACCUCUCUGGGGACUCUGCAAGGACUGGCGGGAGCCACUGUUGGACUGAAUAACAUUAAUGCACUAGCAGGUACCAUCAACAUUGCUCAAAUGCUCUCAGGUAUGGCGGCUCUGAAUGGAGGACUUGGCGCCACGGGCUUGACGAAUGGCACGGCGGGCACCAUGGACGCCCUCACCCAGGCCUACUCAGGGAUUCAGCAGUACGCAGCCGCGGCACUGCCCACUCUGUACAGCCAGAGCUUGCUGCAGCAGCAGAGCGCCGCGGGCAGCCAGAAGGAAGGUCCAGAGGGUGCAAACCUCUUUAUUUACCACCUUCCACAGGAGUUUGGAGACCAGGACAUUCUGCAGAUGUUCAUGCCUUUUGGAAAUGUUAUCUCUGCUAAAGUCUUCAUUGACAAACAGACCAAUCUGAGCAAGUGCUUUGGCUUUGUUAGCUACGACAAUCCGGUAUCUGCACAAGCUGCUAUCCAGGCUAUGAAUGGCUUUCAGAUUGGCAUGAAACGCUUGAAGGUCCAGCUGAAGCGCUCCAAAAACGACAGCAAACCUUACUGAUCCUAAGCCCAGAGGCUCCCUGCUCUUAUUUUAGCUUUCUUAGGGUAAGUCCCACAAGCCAGCCUGUUCUCCACAGGAAAGGCAGAGGAGGACCACAUUGCCAACUUUUACCAAGAGAGACGGUUAUUUUUACAAUAAGGCCUCCAUGUCCCCUCCCCAUCCCCCCACCCAGUUCGCCAUAAUUAAAAACUUGGGCUACCUUGUUUCUAUCGAGUAAAACUCCUCUUCCAGUUGUGCCACUGUAUUCUCCUUUGUUUUGCAAUUUGAAUCUCCUUUUACUUUUUUGUUUUGUUCUUGUUUUUUGCUUUUUUUUUUUUUUUUUCCUAAAGACAAACACACAUAAAUGACAUCUUGAGAAUUUAAAAGGCAAACAAAGGCUAACGUGCAAUUCUAACUCUGAGACCCCUGGUGCCCCAGAGCACUGCCUGGAGAAUUCACCCCUCCUGUCCGCGCCCACCCCCCUAGGAGGGCGCCAACUGUUUAGAGGUUAAGGUGGUGGCCUAGCGCGAGAGAGAAGCCAGGAGAAGCACUUAAAACAAUACAAACAUCUUUCCACUACAUUUGGUUUGUUUUAACAAGUAGGAUUUUAUUUUAGGGUUCAAAGAAACAUGACAUUUAUCGGUCAGAUUAUUACACUGGUUGUCUAUUUUGUUAUUGUUUUAUUUUAGUUUUUAGAAAGGAUUACUGUACAAAAAAGAUUUAGAGAUCUGUUUCUUAAAGCUACAGGGUUUAAAAAUAAAAUAAAAAUGAGUGAAAAUACUUGAUGUUUCUUGAAAGAUAAAUUUAAUAAUAAAUAAAUAAUACAUAAAUACAUAAAUAAAAAAGAAAGCCACAGGCCUGUAAAUUUUAUUUGUAAAAAAAGCAUUUCUAUUUUUGUACAAAAUUUUUACUGCCUCAGAAAUAAUGGAAGUUAUUUAUUGCCUAUUGUUAACUUAUUGGGUACGUAAAGAACAGUUCUCUGUGCUAGCUAGAUCCUUUUGAAGUAGUCUCUAGAGGAAUCGUUCUAGGAAUGGGCUUUUUUUCACCGUUGAACCCUAGGCCUACAGUUCAUGCUUUUCCCUCUUGUUGUUCGUAUCUGUCUGACGAUUUUGUUCGUAGCUUCCAUGAUCUAUCUAGUUUAUAGUUCGGUCGUCUGACUCUUCCCGCAUAUGUUACAUCCGUUGAAACUGGAUCCUCCCCCCUGUCCCUCGCCAGCCCCCACCCCAAAACUCCCGGAAUCCAUCCCCUCUCCUCCUCCGGAUGGAUUCUCUUGGGGUUCCAUUGUGCUGUGGAUAAAGAUUGUAAGAAAUGCAAAUUACGGGAAUGGCUCCUAGACUCCCCGAUGACCUAAGAUUUGCAUUAGUUUUUCUCCUGCACCCUUAAGAGUGAUUUUGUUGCUGCUGCGUAGAUUCUGUGUAACUUUUUACUCUCCCUUGUUUUCUCCCUAGACAUCUUCAUGCCCGUUAGUUCACCGUUUGCCUAGCAUGUCCCUGUGGCGUCUCAAAAAAAAAAGUUUCAUCGUCCCGUCAUUGUUUCUGAUGUCUUUCUGACCUCACAUCACAUUUGGUUCUCCUACUGACCUUUGAUCUAGUUUGACCUUUGAAAUUUGCAUGUGACCUCAUCUAGCUAUGAAUUCUGGGAAGUCAAUGUGAAAAACAUUGCUGCAUUCAUGCAAGACUGAAAUUUAUUAUUAGACAAAUUAAUUAUAGAAAAAAAACCUGUGGCAAAAACGUUUCUUUCUUAUUUUUUUUUUCUUUUCAUAAAACAGACUUGAAAGUAUUAUACAGGGAUUGGCAUUCUUCCCGGUCACUGGUAACAAUAGCAAUAUGUGUCCAGGGACACAGAAUGUUGGUUUCUAACAGACUACUUCCAAAAACAGUUUGAGAAAAAAACUGUCUGAUUUUAAGUCUCUAGAGGUCUGUAAUAGUUUUUACAUUUUUCAGGCAGUGUAAAGUUUUUUGAUAAGGCCAUUUUAGGUGGCUCACUUUCUCAUUAAGAUAUAUAUAUAGAACCACUUUUUGUAGAUUAGUAUAAGAAAAAUAUUUACCCUGUUUUGGGGCAAAUGCUACCUAUUUGUGUCACCUUUUGCUGAACUGACUCACAGUUAGACAAUCCAUGGUUUAAUGCACAUGAAAUUACCUAUAUUUUAUACUGUUUCAAUGUACAGGAGAAAGGUUACUGUAAACUGUGUUAUGUUGGUGCUUCUGUGAAUUAAGUUGUGGUUUCAAUCAUGAGUCUUAUGGUCUUAAUGUUCUCUGUUGAUAAGACAAGUUUAGAAUUGGUUUACUUAAAGAAUUUCAAAAAAAAAAAAGUUUGCUUAAAAAAAAAUUUCAUGUGAGGGGGGGAAAAAAAAACCCUAUUCCAGAAUAAGUUUUGUGUUGGCUUGUAAAGCAUUGAUGUCAUUUUUUUUUAUUGUGGACUAUUUAGAUGUGUUUGUGUUCAGCAAAAUGUGAUUUUUUUUUCUUUUAAAGAAAAAAAGUGAAAAUAUAUAGUGCCAAAUUCCAAAGGUACUUCCUUCCUAGAGCUUCAGUGUGUUUCUUGUGAGAAGUAAUUUGAUAACAUGGGUAUUUUAUUAUGUGUUUUGUAUAAAUCCCUAAUAUUUAAAAAACAAAAAACAAAAAAAAAAGGUUAAAAAGUUUGUUAACUUGCUAUCCUGUGGUCUUGUUGCCUGAAAUUGUUAUUGUUUGUUAUUUCUCUAUGAUGUUUUUUGUAAGACAUUGUAUAAGUGCCCAUGUCUCACUUUUUUAACCGCUCUGCACAUCAAUGCUGUGACGGCAACCUCACAAUGUAUUUCCUUCAUGAUAUAUGGAAACCUCUAAGGUGAGAAAGUUUUGAACUUCUAACCCUUUCUACCCAGAGCUGUCUGGAGCGUUGGUAACUUUUUAUACCAUUGUCAUUUUUGUUUGUUCCAGGGUGUUUCUAAUUUGGAGCCCCCUUCCCCUCCCGCCCAUACAUCUUUGAGUUUUGUCUUUCCUACUUUUUUCCCCCCACUGGUUGAGAUCCAAAAGAAAAAAAACUCCACAAAACAAAUCUGAAGGGAAAAAAUAUACUUUCACCCUCUCCAUUUUUCCAUUUUUUUUUUCUUUUAGUUUUAUUUCUGGUCAUUUAAAAAAAAAAAAAAAAAACUAAUGUGCUGCUGAAAUUCCUUCUCCGGUUUUAAUUAAAAACAGUUGAUUGGAUAAACCUUCUAAGGGGGAUGGUAGGUAAGAUUCAGAACCUACAUUAACCUUAAAUUCUAAAUGCUUUUGAGAUCAGGUGUAGGGUAUGCUCUAGCUCAGAAUAUUUUCACAUACCUUCCAGUUAAAUGACUUUGUGAUGGGGUAGUAUUUUGAGGGAUUUUGUUUCUUAGUUUCUAAUCACCCACUGUGCUGGGCAUUCUCUGAUCCCAGGAGAUACCUCUAAUUAAGCAAGGUAUCUGGGGUUAGAAGCUGAUAGUCCUUUCUUUCCCUGCCUUUUUGUUAAUUUUAUUAAUUGAAAUCAUUGAAAGGGGACUGACCAUCUAAGUCCAACUCUCUUCUUUAUCACAGUUACUGACCAAACACCUAGCACCAGACCCUGCUGCCACUCUGUAAAGUGCCACAUUACUUUGACUUCGACUUCACGUUGAACAGAUCUCUUGCUGUCUUGACAAACCCUGGUGUCAUCCCUGAAGCCCCAACACAAACUCCUGCCUUUUUGAAAGCAGGCCCUGGCAGCUUCUUUGUCUCUAAAGGAGUUCAGAAACUGCUGGCUGCCUUUCCUUCCUCCUUUUCCCACUCACUACUCUGUUCAUUUUAAUGUGUGUGUGGAUGUGAUAGCCCUGGGAUGGAAAGGACUAGCCUCUAACGAUGCAAAAAAAAA